AUUGAAAAUGACUAAAAAAUACAUGUAAAGUCUCCCUCUCUAUUACAUUACAGUGUCACCGGCAAGAGCGGGGCACAGCACAAACGCAGACGAGGAGAGAGAGAGAUUGGGAGGGGGUGCCGGGCAUUGCGAUGGAGAAGCCGCAGAAGAAACAGGUGCUUCUGUUCCAUUGCGUUGAGGCUGAAGAUCUAGCCCGCAAGGUAGCUCAACAUUCCGACCUCAUUCAACUCCAAUCCAUCAACUGGAGGAGUUUUGACGAUGGAUUUCCAAACCUUUACAUUAACAAUGCACAAGAUAUCCGAGGCCAGCAUGUUGCCUUUCUAGCAUCCUUUAGCUCCCCAGCAGUCAUAUUUGAACAGCUUUCUGUCAUUUUCGCCCUUCCAAGAUUAUUUGUUGCUUCUUUCACAUUAGUGUUGCCAUUUUUUCCAACUGGAUCUUUUGAGAGAAUGGAGGAGGAAGGGGACGUAGCUACUGCAUUUACCAUGGCAAGGAUAUUGUCGAAUAUUCCCAUAUCAAGAGGUGGUCCAACUAGUUUAGUCAUCUAUGACAUUCAUGCUUUGCAGGAAAGAUUUUAUUUUGGGGACCAUGUUUUGCCCUGUUUUGAGACCGGCAUACCUCUGUUAAAGCAACGCCUUCACCAGCUUCCUGAUGCUGAGAAUAUUGUUGUUGCAUUUCCAGAUGAUGGAGCUUGGAAGCGAUUCCACAAGCAAUUGGAUCAUUUUCCCAUGGUGGUGUGUGCUAAAGUUCGUGAAGGAGAUAAGAGGAUAGUUCGAAUCAAGGAAGGUAAUCCUUCUGGUUGUCAUGUAGUCAUUGUUGAUGAUUUGGUACAAUCUGGGGGCACCCUCAUUGAGUGUCAGAAAGUUUUGGCAGCUCAUGGUGCAGCUAAGGUGAGUGCUUAUGUCACCCACGGCGUGUUUCCAAAGUGCUCAUGGGAGCGAUUUACUCACAAUAUUGAUGGCGCCAGGACGACAUUUGCCUAUUUUUGGAUCACUGAUUCCUGCCCCCUUACUGUAAAAGCAAUAGCAAAUAAAGCUCCUUUUGAAGUUUUGAGUCUCGCUGGAUCCAUCGCCGAUGCUCUUCAAAUCUGAAAGGCCUACUUGAAAUGCUUUUUGGAGUGAAUUGUAACAUUUCCGCGGACAAAUUCUAUUACCUAUUGUUCGGAAGCGUUAAAAGUUGUAUUGAGUUUUAUUCACAUCCUCACAUAUUCAAAUUCAAGACAUGAAAUUCAUACCUUAAAAUGUAAUUUUAUUUAUUAAAGAGCAUUUAUAAUUAUAAUUUUUUAUGGAUUCA
Messenger RNA from Malania oleifera, 1290 nucleotides. RefSeq names its product ribose-phosphate pyrophosphokinase 4. Gene Ontology annotation, biological process: purine nucleotide biosynthetic process; 5-phosphoribose 1-diphosphate biosynthetic process. The transcript is spliced from 7 exons. The record is from RefSeq and is a predicted model, not a curated record. Gene Ontology annotation, molecular function: ribose phosphate diphosphokinase activity; magnesium ion binding. Gene Ontology annotation, cellular component: cytoplasm; ribose phosphate diphosphokinase complex. NCBI's taxonomy places the organism in Eukaryota, Viridiplantae, Streptophyta, Magnoliopsida, Santalales, Ximeniaceae. Bases 132 to 1088 code for a protein of 318 amino acids.